AUGGUUCUGCCGUGGCUGCUGAGAACUGGCUGUUACUUCGGGCUUAUAACUUGCGACACUCCCCCGGGUGUCUGGCCUGAAGGUAUCCCAAGUGUGAUCGCUCCUGUGCCUCCCUCACGCACCUCUGGAGUCACGACCAGCUCUCCCGGCAUUACUUCGUCGGUCCUGUCGUUCACUUCUUCCCCUCCUGUCACGGGGCCAUCGUCUUUCGUUACUACUACUUUCGCUUCCUCCGCUUCCUCUUCUACUUCAACCUCUCUACCUUCGUUUACUAGCACACUCGUUUCUGUCAGCACUCCCGUGAGUGCCUCUAGCACAAUGUCUCUAAUUCCUACUCCUUCGUCGAGUAUCAUUCCUUCCGCAACACCGUCCGCGUCGGUCAUUACCAAUGGUAACGUCGCCGGUGACAUUUUGGUGAUUGCGAAGGACACCGCUGCUGCUAAUGUGGCCACCUCGGGCCUCAAUGGCUAUGGUAUCCCUUUUACCACGUUGCUCGUUCCCCAGUCUGGUGUUGCCCUGCCCGAGCUGAACGGCACCGCCGGAGGAAACUUUGGCGGUAUCGUAGUUGCGAGCGAGGUCAGUUACGACUAUGGUGCCCAAGGCUUCCAGAGCGCUCUGACUACCGACCAAUGGAAUCAGCUCUACGCUUAUCAGCUCGAGUACAGUGUACGCAUGGUGCAGUAUGAUGUGUAUCCGGGACCCAACUACGGUGCCUCUGCCGUGGGUGGAGGAUGCUGCGACUCCGGUGUGGAGCAGCUUGUUUCUUUCUCGGACGUCAGUGACUUUAAGGAAGCUGGCCUGAAGACUGGUGCUGGCGUCAGUACGACAGGCCUCUGGCACUACCCGGCCACGGUCAAUGACACUGCUACCACCAAGGAAAUUGCUCGUUUUGCCGCCAACGGUAACUACGGUAGCGAGACCACUGCUGCAGUUAUCAACAACUUCAAUGGCAGACAGCAAAUGGCUUUCUUCCUGUCUUUUGACACCACCUGGAGUGCAACUUCCAACUACCUGCAGCACGCAUGGAUCAACUGGCUCACUCGGGGUCUCUACGCUGGCCACCGCCGCGUCAACCUGAACACCCAGAUUGAUGACAUGUUCCUCGAAACCGAUAUCUACCACCCCAAUGAUACGACCUUCCGUAUCACCCCCAGAGACAUGAAGGGUAUCUCUGAUUGGCUUCCGGAGAUCAACGGCAAGAUGAACCCUGGUAGCUCCUACUUUGUUGAGGUCGGACACAACGGUAACGGUGUUAUCGAAGCCGCUACCGGUGUGAAUGCCGAUGCCUGCAACGGAGGUGGUAUUGAAUACGACUCGCCUGCUGAUACUCCUCUGGAGUUCAAGAAGCCCCUGGGCACCGGCACUGAUCUUUGGCCCAAGGACCAGAUUGAGUACAACUGGACUACUGAGUGCACUCAGUUGGACGAUCUUUUCAUCUGGUGGACCACCCCAGCUAACCGCGACCAGUAUGGCCACAUCUCUCACACUUUUACUCAUGAGGAGCAGAACAAUGCCACCUACAACGACGUUAAGAGGGAGAUCUCUUUCAACCAGGCUUGGUUGAGACAGAGUGGUUUCUAUGAUGCCAAGUAUUUCACAUCCAACGGUAUCAUCCCUCCCGCCAUCACUGGGUUGCACAACGGCGAUGCCUUGCGGGCCUGGUACGAGAACGGCAUCACCAACUGUGUUGGUGAUAACACUCGCGCGCCGCUCCUCAACCAGCAGAACGGCAUGUGGCCUUACUUCACUACAUCCGCAUCGGAUGGAUUCGACGGUAUGCAGGUGAACCCCCGUUGGGCCACUCGCAUCUACUACAACUGCGAUACCCCUGCCUGUACCGUUCAGGAAUGGAUUGACACUUCCGCCGGCAGCGGUGACUUCAGCGACCUGCUCGCGACCGAGAAGGCCGACACCAUGCGCCAUCUCUUCGGCCUUCAUCGCGACCCUUACAUGUUCCAUCAGGCCAAUCUUCGCAAUGCCGACGUUGCCCAGGUUGAGAUCAACGGCGUGAAGGGCCAAUGGUCCAUCAUGCAAGCGUGGGUUGAAACUAUGGUGCAGGAACUCGUGCGUCUGGUAGACUGGCCCAUCGUCACCAUCACGCACCAGGAGAUGUCUGCCAACUUCCUCGACCGCUACAACCGUGAUCAGUGCAACUACUCCCUGCAGUACACCAUCGCCAACAAGCAGAUUACUGGUGUGACUUUGUCCGCCAAGGACAACACCUGCAGUGCCCCCAUCCCCGUCAGCUUCCCUGUCGCCCCCACCGACACCAAGGGCUUCACCACCGAACAGUACGGCAGUGACCCACUCACCGUCUGGGUGCAGCUGUCGGGAUCCCCCGUCACCUUCUCCCUCUCGACUCCUAUUCCCUUGUAA
Aspergillus bombycis is the source of this 2376-nucleotide messenger RNA. It is a transcript of the gene agd3, whose product is annotated as putative extracellular serine-rich protein. Bases 1 to 2376 code for a protein of 791 amino acids. The transcript has 2 exons. The record is from RefSeq and is a predicted model, not a curated record. NCBI's taxonomy places the organism in Eukaryota, Fungi, Ascomycota, Eurotiomycetes, Eurotiales, Aspergillaceae.